CACGUGUAGUUGACUACUGAGGGUGAAAGGAUUGAUCGAUGUAUCUUCUGCGAUCUGGCUGACCUUGUUAUGGCUUUGUUAUGUGGACGGAUAAUCAUUUCUCCGGUGUGGCUGUGUGUGUGUGUGGUGUUGGCUUGUAGGGUUAUACACAUAUACCGUACUCCCAUAUAUCCACUCAUGGAACUAUCCAAGGGUCCGACCAACCUCACCAUCCCCUCUUGGUUGGUUAAUGAUCAAAUUAGUAAGCAAAACGCUGGUGAUGUUGACCAACUAGUUGUAACGAAACGUCUAAUAGUCUAGCUGCGUAAACC
Messenger RNA from Pseudomassariella vexata, 311 nucleotides. RefSeq lists its product as uncharacterized. Lineage: Eukaryota; Fungi; Ascomycota; Sordariomycetes; Amphisphaeriales; Pseudomassariaceae. The annotation marks the transcript as partial. The record is from RefSeq and is a predicted model, not a curated record. The transcript has a single exon.